CGCUAGAGCACCUGUGAAGUUCCCCGCAUAUAAUGAGUGUAAACAUUCACGGUAGGGACGGCCUGCCAAUAUUUCUUUUUAUGUUGAUAUUUCUCCUUUAUAUCCAUCCACCUUUUUAAAUUGUCUGCCUUCUUUUCAGCGCUCCAACCCCACCCUCAUCAUGUCCACAACACCACGCGACGUCGAACGCUGCUCCACAUUCCACAGCAACGGGAUCGCGCUGGCAAAUGAAAUUAUUCUGCAUAUCCCAAGUUAUGUAUCCAUAGGCACUCAGUUGCUGCCGCUAGGGGGCGGGGUGGGCACGCGCAGGGCCCAUCACCCGAUUGCCUCAGUGUCGCGGCACCUACGGGCAAUUUACCUGAGCCAGCCGUACCUAGCACCAGCGGACAACACACAACCGCCGGUCCCAUGCACCAUUGGCGGAGCCCUUCAAUUUGAUGACCUUUGCACCUUGGUUUCCUUCUUCGAGGGCGGCCCUGGUCAGGAUACCAAUUUCUUGCGUGAAAUCCGGGGGUUGAAUGUAUCGUACAAAGAUAGCUUCGCCGUCAGUUGGUGGCAGGAGACCACCAAUUAUGCAUUUGAGGCCUUCGAGCUUCUCUACAAGCGCUGGCACCUCAUGUCCGUGUCUUGGCUUCGAAUUCACCUUCGUUGUACUAAAGCGAUCUUGUCCGUAGAUGAUCCAGGGAUCUGGAGCCUGCUGAAAAUUCGCGGCCUUCCACGCCUCGAAGUUGUCGGCCCUCGUCGUUGUAUCUCCCCUCUGGUCCGCAAAUACCUCAAAGCGCGAACACGCAGCCAAAGACUGUUCCCAUGGCGCCCGCUUGGUGUGGAGAACCCCGGCCCUAAAGAAUGGACAGCUCUUGUCAAAGAUCGAAGUGGCAUACCAAGGUGGCAGGCGCAGUUCGAAUGGUUGGAGGCUCGGUACAAGUAUUUGCACGAUCGAGAAACAAUCGCUGCGAGGUGCAAAGAGCAACGAACUACAUAUCGUAAGCAACUAAAUCGGUGGCCGAUGUUAUCGAAACGUAGACGGAGGAGGGGCGUAUAGUCUUUGGCUUAGAGCGACAAGGGGGGUUUGAGGGGUUUCCGUGAGCGAUGAACGUGGUUAUAUUAACCUCUCGUCAGUCUUUCUCUAGCUAAAUCCAUCUAAUGGGAGGUAUUCUACCAC
This is a messenger RNA of Amorphotheca resinae ATCC 22711, 1162 nucleotides long. RefSeq lists its product as hypothetical. Lineage: Eukaryota; Fungi; Ascomycota; Leotiomycetes; Helotiales; Amorphothecaceae. The transcript has a single exon. Bases 161 to 1042 code for a protein of 293 amino acids. The record is from RefSeq and is a predicted model, not a curated record.